AGGAUUGUAGUUCACAAUCACUUUUGGCUGCCUGGUUGCUUUCCGUUGAGACGCAGCUCCACCCCUUUUCCACUCCUUCACAGCCAGACUGCUUGAGUGUCAUUAGUUCAGAAGUGCACUACAUCAAGUGAACUGACACCCCCCCUCCCCCCUCCCGAUUCCCAAUCCUGUUCCAUUGACGGAGAAAGCCAGCUAUUUCCCUCACGACAGCGAGGUUGACGUGAGGACAUUGAGAUGCCAGAACCUUAGGAGCGUGAAGGAUCACCAAUAAAACCAAUGCAGUAUAGAUUGGCGACAAAUGGUACGCCCGCCUCGCACAACUGCAUCCCAUUCGUGAAAGUCGUCUGCGCAUUCACUGGAAACACGACUUUGAAGUCGUGCAUUCGGCCAAUCCCUAACAUCUCCAAAACAUCCCAAUAUCCCAGUUGCCAUGAAAAACAGGCAAGACAAGAGACGUGAGCGCGAGAGAAGAUGUUUGAGAGGAGACCUUUCCCGUGAUGACAUGUUGUUCCUACUCAGUGUUCUGGAGGGAGAGCUCCAGGCGAGGGAGGAAGUCAUUGCCGUGCUGAAAACAGAGCGGACGGACUGGGCUCUACUGAAAGCCCACUACGGUUUUUGUGGACUGCACGGGGCGCUACGGUCCCUGCGUGGAGACUCACUGCGAUGGCAACAACAGGACCAUUUCGAGGAUGUGUGCAAAACAGCGAAUGCUGAGCUUAUUAAUUUCAUAGAGGCCCAGAAAAGGUCAAACAAGAGGAUGGAGGAUCAGCUUCUUGAGGUAUCAAAUGCUCACAGAGAUGCCGUUAGGAGAAAUGAGGAGCAGCAGAGAAGCCACCGGGAUUUCUUUCAAAAGUAUACGUGCGUUACGGCGCUACUGGAGGAGGACCGAGAGCGGUAAGUCGGUGCAUCACAUUUUGCGGGGGGUUGCAUAAAACAAAUGAUUUUCCUCAAACUCUGGAUCAUGGUAGAACCCAUGACAUUAUGAAUG
Messenger RNA from Hippocampus comes (tiger tail seahorse), 988 nucleotides. RefSeq names its product filamin A-interacting protein 1-like. NCBI's taxonomy places the organism in Eukaryota, Metazoa, Chordata, Actinopteri, Syngnathiformes, Syngnathidae. The record is from RefSeq and is a predicted model, not a curated record. Bases 431 to 898 code for a protein of 155 amino acids. The transcript is spliced from 4 exons.